AUGAAGAGCAAUGCAUCAGUCUUCCUGAGACUGCAGUUCCUAUUUACCUUCCUUUGCUGGGUUCUGCCGCAUGCAGCACUCAGAAUUCCAGCGGCCAUUGUUCGUGCUCGGAUAAGAGGACUACCUUUAGGGCCUUCCAUUUGGAAUGCGUUUGCGGGGGCCUUGAUGGCCAACGCUCCCCCACACCAACUUCAGGCCAUCAUGCCUUCCACUAUCGAGACCUAUAAUGCAUGGAUAUCGUCCCAUGGAACUAGACGCGCGGUAGAUAUUCUACCGGCUGACCGUUCAACUCGGCUCCUGUGGAUGGGACCCAGGAAAGCGAACAAGGUGGUGCUUUUUUUCCACGGCGGCGGAUAUGUGAUGCCGCUUUCUGAAGGGCACCUGGACUGGAUGGCGCAUAUCAGGAAGGAGGCAGGCCACGCUGGCAUUGAGCUCAGUGUCUGUAUGCUUGAAUACGACCUUGUUCCCGCAAACCCAUAUCCUAGGCAGAUGAUGCAGGGCAUCUUCGCACUUAAGCAUCUGUUUGCUUUGGGGUAUAAGCCGUCGGAUGUUGUCUUCGGUGGCGACUCAGCAGGCGGCCACCUAUCGCUAUGUCUUCUAUCCCAUCUGCACCGUCACCGCUACUUUGAGGGGGAAGCAGAUUAUACAAUCGACCUACAGGGCCCGGUAAAAGGGUGUUUCCUUGUAUCACCACUAUCAUCAUUCGACUUCAAUACCCCUUCCUAUCAGCGGUGGCUCAGCGCUGAUGUCCUGAGUCGUAGGGUUGUGGAUGAAUGGGGAGUUUACCUUGUCAAGGACUCUCCCUGGCAGGAGGAGAUUGCUGCUGGGAGUGGCUGGGGGAUGGCACUCGAUGUGCCGGAAGGCUGGUGGGAGAAUCUCGAGGUCGUUGAUCGUAUCCUUGUGACCGGGGGCUACGAAGAGGUUUUUAGCGACCAUAUACAACGGCUUGGCGACUUACUGAAGAGAAAGAUUAAAGGGACUGUGACUCUGUAUAUGGCCAAUGAGGCCCAUGACGGGCCAUUGAUGGAUUUUGCGGCUGGGAGGACCCCCAGCAGAACUACAAAGGCGAUUACCAACUUUGUUGUAGCUUGCUUCAAGGAGUGA
This is a messenger RNA of Aspergillus steynii IBT 23096, 1104 nucleotides long. Its product is annotated as alpha/beta hydrolase. Gene Ontology annotation, molecular function: hydrolase activity. NCBI's taxonomy places the organism in Eukaryota, Fungi, Ascomycota, Eurotiomycetes, Eurotiales, Aspergillaceae. The record is from RefSeq and is a predicted model, not a curated record. Bases 1 to 1104 code for a protein of 367 amino acids. The transcript has 4 exons.